Molecule: messenger RNA, 663 nt
Organism: Rotaria sp. Silwood1
Lineage: Eukaryota; Metazoa; Rotifera; Eurotatoria; Philodinida; Philodinidae
Source: the annotation of a GenBank genome assembly
AUGAUUAUCGUUGCUCAACCAAAUCAAUUUCAAUCGGUGAUUGCAUCAAAUAAUAAUAUUCGCUCAAGCUCAACAGCUAUGAAUAAUGAUGAUUUGUCCUAUGAUAAUAUCUAUGAUGAUGAUACUGGUGACGGUUCUGAAGAAAUUCCUUCACCAUCAACAGUAACACCUAUGACAAAAGUAAAAUUUACUCCUAAUAUAACAUUAAAUCGACAAGCACAAGCAGAAGAAGUUGAUAAUACCGAAUAUGAUGAUGAAGCAGAAUCCUAUCAAAAUUAUUUAAAUGAUGAUAAUACUGAUGAUGAAACAGCCAAACAAGAUGGAUCACAAAUAUUUGGUGAUACAAUACCUCUUAAUCAACCUGAUAUAAAACUACCCGUUAUUGAUUCUAAUAAUAAUAAAAAAAAUCUUGAUCAAGUAUCUACAACUCGAAUGACAUUUGUACCAGCAAAUCUUUGGCGUGAUCUUUUUUCUAGACCAGGAAUUCUUGUUGGUAUUAUCGGUGGAAUUGUCAUUGGUAUGUUAUCUGCUAUAUUACUUGUGAUGUUUAUUAUCUAUCGAAUGCGUAAAAAAGAUGAAGGUUCAUAUGCAUUAGAAGAAGGACCACGAAAAUCACCAUCACAUGCAUAUACACGUGUAUCAUCGAGAGAGUUUUUUGCUUAA